Messenger RNA from Mizuhopecten yessoensis (Yesso scallop), 4498 nucleotides. RefSeq names its product ubiquitin carboxyl-terminal hydrolase 30-like. Lineage: Eukaryota; Metazoa; Mollusca; Bivalvia; Pectinida; Pectinidae. The transcript is spliced from 8 exons. The record is from RefSeq and is a predicted model, not a curated record. Gene Ontology annotation, biological process: protein deubiquitination. Bases 85 to 1509 code for a protein of 474 amino acids. Gene Ontology annotation, molecular function: cysteine-type endopeptidase activity; cysteine-type deubiquitinase activity. Gene Ontology annotation, cellular component: nucleus; cytosol.
CUUCCAUAAUAGAAUCGACCAUGUCAGCAGACACUAUGGACGACGUAUAAUGCGCUUAAUGUUUUGCUGAGAAAACCCGAUAAAAUGAUAUCAAAACAAUUUGCAUGGAUUGGAGGCCUGGCGACAGUUGUUGCUACAGGUCUUUAUGUAUUCUUUGGUCCUUCCGAAAAGAAGAAGCCUAAGAAGAAAGAUCUGUGUCCUGGCCUGGAUAACCUUGGCAACACCUGUUUCCUGAAUGCUAUAUUGCAAGCCUUUGCAUCCUGCCCAACUGUCGGCAAAUGGCUGAAAGAUUUCUUUUUGAAAGUCCCAGAUGCCAGCAACAAAUAUCUAGCUUCAACAAUAUCUAACACAAUCAGUGUACUAAACUAUGAUACUGAAGUGGAUGAAGAUUAUCACUGCCCAGCUGAUGUGAUCAAUGCACUCCGGGGUAGAGGGUGGAUUAUCUCCCCCCACGAACAGGAUGCACAUGAACUUUUCCAUGUACUGACACAGUCACUAGAUGAGGAAACUGCAAAGUUCCCCAGAAUUGUCUCCCUUUUUGAUGUGGGAUUACUGGAGAAUAAGUCCCUGAGGUACCAAUCUGAGGAGAAAGCCAUCACUCGCAGUAAGAGUUUGCUACCAGUGUUACCUAACAGAGAGAACGAUCACCCCUUCAGGGGCCUCCUGGCCAGCCAGCUCCACUGUAAUGAGUGUGGCUACAGAAAUCCAGUCCGCUACGACCUGUUUGACAGUCUGUCACUCAGCAUACCAGCUAGUGUUUGGGAAUCCAAGAGUCUUGAGGCCCUCCUGCAGCACUACAUCAGUGCUGAGACUGUAGAGAAUGUGGAGUGCCCUGGCUGUGCAAAGAUAAAGAAUGCUGCCGCGCAUAGCAAUAUACCACCACCCCGGUCAACCUUCUGUAAGAAACUCACUAUUGGAAAGCUGCCGCAGAGCAUGUGUAUCCACAUUCAGAGGACCCAGUGGCUUGACAAUGGGAUGCCCAUCAAGAGGUAUGAACACAUAUCUUUCCCUGAGAUCCUACAGAUGGACAACUAUGUCUAUAGCAAAGUCGGACAGCAGCACGAUCUCAAAACAAGGAAUGGACUUCUAGGAGGCAACAACCAACCACUCUUCAGGAAUGUAAACAAUACAACAGAUAAUGGAUCAUCUGGUCCAGUGAACCUUCUCCGAGCUUUAAACUACGAUUCUAACAUCACCAGGAACGGAAUAUUUCUACAGCCACCUGUCAACUGCCAGGUGCCGAAUAUCCAUUCAGAUCUCAAUCACAAUGGACCCAACAUGUCCAAAUAUGCUGCCUCUGAAUUUACAUACAAACUUUCUGCAGUGGUUGUUCAUCUUGGGGACAUCAUGUCUGGACAUUUUGUGACGUAUAGACGGAGUCCGAUGACAGUGAAGGGCGAUAGAAAGAUUGAUCGCUGGAUCUGCUGCUCCGACACAGCAGUGUCGCGUGCCGAGCUAGAUGAUGUGCUUUCUGCAGAGGCUUACAUGUUGUUCUAUGAAAGAAUGUGAAUGUUUAUGUUAUCAAGGUCAGUACGACCUGCUUCAAGGUAAUAGCCUUGGCUCUGAAAGCCAAGUGUUACUAUGGUAACUGUGUUACUCAGGUGUUGUGUGAAAGCUAGUCAAUCAAUAAUAUGACAAACAUCCAUGUAUAGAAACACAGUGUAUUUACCAACGAACAGUGUAUUUACCAGUGAACAGUGUAUUUACCAGUGAACAGUGUAUUUACCAGUGAACAGUGUAUUUACCAAUGAACAGUGUAUUUACCAGUGAACAGUGUUUUUACCAAUGAACAGACACACUAAUUCUAAACAGCAUUAAAUACUAAUACUGGUAUGUUAUCCUACUCCAUCUCAUACUCCUCCUUAUUAACCCUUUCACCCCUAUGUAACUUGAGUGAACUCUAACAUGUAUUAAUUUGGAAGAGUUCAUUAUGGUCUACAGUGGUGAGAGGGUUAAUUAUCGAUACUAUCAUAAAUAAUUCCACUCCUCUAAUCUUCUCUGACAUGUACUCUACUAACAUGACUGAUCCAGCCCCCACCCAUUCCUCCUCGUCGAUACUACUAACAUAACUAAUCCUGGGCCUCCUCAUACCCCUUCAUUAAUAUAUCCUAGCCCUGAUUUCUUCAUCUUUAUAAAUAAUAUUAUCUAUUUUACUAACAUAAAUAAAUCAUGCCCCCUUUUUUUUCUUCUUUUCUACUAACAUGAACAAUCAUGGUUCACAUUCUUCCUUUUUAUCUAUUCUGCUUACAUAAAUAAUCCUGGCUCACAUUCUGCCUUUUCAUCUAUUGCCCUGCAGCCUACCCUUGUCAAUUAAUUAGCCCUCUGUAUCUUCCCAUUUACUUCAUUAACACAAACAGUAACAUAAGUAUCUCUUAAUAUUAACACACUAACCUUCCUCCUCAAUGUAUUGUUUAGGUGUCUUGUUAAGUAACACUCAAACUCAUGCUUUCCUAUUGUAGUGGGACAGGGCAUUACGUGUUUGCCUUUUCCAUCAGUGCUUCUGUACAUCAGUCUGUACUUCGUCUCUGUUAGACUUUACAUUAGCUUCAUAGCUCUAAAGCAAGAAGUUCAACUGUCAUCAAACUUCAUGAUGUUAUGUGGAUACUUCUAGAGGAGUACUACACCAUUUUAUCAAAUGUCGGUCACAAUAUUUUGUAUUUCACUGACUUUGGUCAAACGUUUGGUUCAAUGUCACUUCUAUGGCUAGACGUUCGACAUUAAUCUCCAUAUCCAUACAACAAAAGUUAUAAACGUUCCUUCAUUAGACUUCAUCAUGUGCAUGUUCACUUUCAAAUGCCACUUAAAUCAAAUGUAAUUGUCUUUUUCGUUUUGGAACUUUACUAAAACCAUUAUCUUUUAUGUGAGUAUGACUUUUGCACUAUGGCCAGAUUUUACAAACUUAUAUUUUUCUCUUCAUUGAUCCUUUCUUAAAGUCUUGUCUCACACAAAGUUCUCAAGUAUACAUGUAUGUAGCUAUGAUAGUCAUUGAGGGACAAUGUGUUUGACUUAAAAAUCAAGUUGCAUUUUAGUUGCUUUGGAAUCCAAAGUGAAGAAUCUCCAUGCUUUUUUAAACAAUUUAAUUUUAAUUGUCUUUCUCCGUUUGCCCAUCCUACGUGGCUGGCAGCCUCUGUCCAGGCACCCCUUUAAGCUUGAAUCUGUCUGGAUCUGGUCAACGGUUUGGACUAGCUGGCGACCCUAUUUGACUCUCUAUAGCUACAUGUAUUUGGCCCACAUUAUUGAAGUCCCCACGAUUGUUAUAUAUAUGAUAUCUUCAAACAAAGAUCUAAUAAAAUGCCCAAACCUGCCAUUUAAAUUAUGACAUUCGUUGUUUUGGAACAUGUCCCAUGCCAGCUGAUGAUGCUUGUGUUCCAGUAGGUUAAAAUCAUGAUUUUACAGUUACAACAUGUAAAUGGUGCUUUUGUAUGCUAUUCAGUUUCAUAGUAUUAAUUCAUAUUUGAUAGAACUAACAGAUUGCAUUUAUUUUGUUUCAUUGCUUAAACUGCAGCAGUCCCGAAGUGAGAGGAUGUGUACAGCAGUACAAAGGGAGAUGAGUUAUGAUCAGAGUGAUCAGUGGUUAGAAAUUAUUACAGGAUACACUGUAGUUGACAAUUUUUAUGGAAUUUUUAUGAAAUUCUUUUUAUUUGGUUAUUGUGCAUUACAUUACCAUUCCUGAAAUGUAAGUGAUCAUGAUUGAACUGUGUUGGUUUGGUGGUUGUUUUGAGAGAAUUCUAUAUAUUACCCUAAUAGCUGGGAACGUCUCAGCACUAGCACCUGUACUUGGUAGGCUGAGAAUGUGACCACCUCUUUUAUAAUUAACCCUUUCACCCCUAUGUAACUUUAGUAAACUCGACCAUGCAUUGAUCUGGACGAGUCCAUUAUGGUUCACAGUGGUGAAAGGGUUAAAGGUUUUCUUACUUUCACAACACUAACACUUUUUCUCCAUCUUUACUACAUGUAAUUUUUGUUUUCGUCUUGUUUUUCCCAAACUCUUGUCUGUUUAAACCUGUGAAAUGUAAAGUAUUGCUAUCGGAAUGCUUUGUGUUUUACAUACAGAAGUAUUACAAUAACACAAUAAGGUGCAUUUUUAUUUUUUGUGUAUAUAAGCAUUUUAAACCAUGGUAUAAAAGUAUGUGAAUGAUGGUGAUGUAUGAUAUUGUUAGUUUUAUGUAUAUUUAAGUAUACAUAGGUGACUGAGAGACGUAGAAAUGAACGAGAGACGUGAGUGUAUAUACUGCAGUAUAUAUAGAAAUGAACGAGAGACGUGAGGGUAUAUACUGCAGUAUAUAUCGAAAUGAACGAGAGACGUGAGUGUAUAUACUGCAGUAUACAUAGAAAUGAACGAGAGACGUGAGUGUAUAUACUGCAGUAUAUAUAGAAAUGAACGAGAGACGCUGGUAAUGGUUGAAGUAUUUAAUACUGAGGCAUGACUGUAAAUUAUUUUGCAUGUAAACAUUAUUUCCAUAAAAUUGAUUUUUAUUCCCAAUAUUAAAAAUCUUAU